AUGGCCUCCGGAUUUGAAGUCAUUGGGCUAGCUCUGGCGGUCUUCCCUGUCCUUGUGGAAGGACUGAAGUUCUACAUGGAGAAGAAAGGCCGUGUGCGAGAUUUUAUCCGUUACCGACAUGUUCUCAAGCGCAUCAUCCGCGACCUGUCUCGUGAGCAGAUCAGCUUUCGGAACUCCAGUCAGCGGUUUCUUGAAGAUGUUUCCAUGAUCUAUGGACUCAGCCCGAAUGAUAUCCACGAGAUGAUGCGGGAUCCACAAGACAACCGUUGGCGUAAGGAAAUUCCGUUCCAGGGCGACGACCUCAAAGAAAGGUCGGUGGCUGUAUAUUUAGAAACAGUGGAAGAUAUGAAUGAGGCCUUAAAGGGAAUCCAAGACAUGGUGGGGAUUCGCGAGGACGCCCCGCCUGCGCUUUUGGGCAAAUCCACCUUUCGCAGGCAGUGGAGCAAAAUCAUUCUGGUGAUUGGCGAAGAAGAUAUCAGAAAGCACCUCGACCGCGCGCGUGGGCUUAAUGUGUUUUUGUCUCAGCUUACAGAGCAAAACAAACCCAGGGUUCCGGCAGGUGGUCUUUUGCAAAGAAGCACCCUGCAUUAUGAGCAAAUCCAAGCACACGCUAUUGAACUCUAUGAGAUCUUUCAAAUUAAGUUCUCGACUCCGCUGACCUGCAACUGCGCUCUUGGGCAUACGGUCAAUAUGAAACUCGAGUUCCGUAGCGCACAGAUUCUGACAGCAAAGGGACUCCACUUCCAUACGAUUUUUACCUUCGACCAUGUUGAGCCAGAUAUUACACCUCCGUGUAACUGGCGGGAAAUAGAGAUGGAGCCACUGGGAUCGUCGCGGCUUUGUCUUGAUCGGCAGAUUCUUCAUAAGGCAGUGACCCUUACCGUAGAGUCGUCCGCCAUCCAAACAACAGAUCCGACUGUUUCAGAAAUCUCCAACCUGUGCGCAGUCAUCAAAAGGCCAAUUGAAACAGGUGUUUGGCUAGGUUACCUGACCGAUAGCCAAUGCCACCGGCAUCGUGUCCGUGUUCUAGCACUGGAUUCACUUCCAGUAGCUUCAUACACGAUACAAACAAUUUCUCUUGCUGCGGUUCUUGACCAUAGAGAAUUCCGCCAAGAAUCCAGAUGUCGGCUCGGGCUCAAGCUUGCCUCUUCUGUGAUGCAGCUUCACGCAACUCAGUGGCUUGCAAAUCAUUGGAACAAGACAGAUAUCUCUUUCCCGCUCUUUUCGGAUGGAAAAAUUGAUUUCAACAAUCCACUGAUCAAGCGCAGCUUCGGUUCUAAGGAUGAGACUGGUUCUUCAGCAUCAGUUACCCCUAAUUAUAAGAAAGUCCUAAAAAGAUGUAUAGGAGGCUUGGACGCAGCUUUCGAAUCACUGGAGCAGGGGGCUCUUAAGGAUGAGGUGGAACAAAAGAUCAUUCUGCCACUGGAAGAGGACCUGAAGUUUUACUGUGACAAGAACUGUAUUGCAGACUGUGUGUGA
Penicillium arizonense is the source of this 1479-nucleotide messenger RNA. RefSeq lists its product as uncharacterized. The coding region runs from base 1 to 1479 and encodes 492 amino acids. The record is from RefSeq and is a predicted model, not a curated record. Lineage: Eukaryota; Fungi; Ascomycota; Eurotiomycetes; Eurotiales; Aspergillaceae. The transcript is spliced from 3 exons.